This is a messenger RNA of Anguilla anguilla (European eel), 8597 nucleotides long. It is a transcript of the gene adamts9, whose product is annotated as ADAM metallopeptidase with thrombospondin type 1 motif, 9. Gene Ontology annotation, biological process: proteolysis; extracellular matrix organization. NCBI's taxonomy places the organism in Eukaryota, Metazoa, Chordata, Actinopteri, Anguilliformes, Anguillidae. Gene Ontology annotation, cellular component: extracellular matrix. Gene Ontology annotation, molecular function: metalloendopeptidase activity; zinc ion binding. The record is from RefSeq and is a predicted model, not a curated record.
GAACAUCACGGGAGCAACCUACAGCACUACAUUCUCACGCUCAUGUCCAUUGUUUCUUCCAUCUAUAAAGAUCCAAGCAUUGGAAAUUUAAUCAAUAUCGUCAUUGUGAAAUUGGUUAUUAUAAAUAAUGAACUGGAUGGUCCAAUUAUUUCGUUUAAUGCACAGACCACUUUAAAAAACUUCUGCAUAUGGCAGCAAACUCAGAAUCACCCAGAUGAAAACCACCAUUCACAUCACGACACUGCCAUCCUCAUCACCAGGCAGGAUAUCUGUCGGGCCCGAGAUAAGUGUGACACUUUAGGUCUGGCAGAGUUGGGCACUGUUUGUGAUCCUUACAGGAGCUGCAGUAUCAGUGAAGACAAUGGUCUUAGCACUGCUUUCACUAUCGCUCAUGAGCUGGGCCACGUGUUUAACAUGCCUCAUGAUGACGGUAACAAAUGCAAGGAGGAUGGUGUGAACCAGCAGCAUGUGAUGGCACCAACCUUGAACUAUUACACCAACCCUUGGAUGUGGUAAUGCAGCAGGAAAUACAUCACAGAGUUCCUUGACACUGGGUAUGGCGAAUGCUUGCUCGAUGAGCCCGCAUCUAGAUCCUACAGUCUUCCUCAGCAGCUUCCCGGACGGAUAUACAAUGUGAAUAAACAGUGUGAAUUGAUAUUUGGGCCCGGAACGCAGGUGUGCCCAUAUAUGAUGCAGUGUCGAAGGCUGUGGUGCACUAGCCCAGAAGGGGCCCAGAAAGGCUGCCGAACUCAACACAUGCCCUGGGCUGACGGAACCGAAUGCUCCCAAGGAAAGCACUGCAAGCAUGGCCUAUGUAUCACCAGGGAGCAUGAUGCCACCCCAAUUGAAGGGGCGUGGGGGGUGUGGAGCCCGUUCGGAACCUGCUCGCGGUCUUGUGGCGGGGGCAUCAAGAUGGCCGUCCGAGAAUGCAACCGGCCCGUGCCCAGAAAUGGGGGAAAGUACUGCGUAGGGCGCAGGAUGAAGUUUCGCUCCUGCAACUCUGAGCCCUGCUCCAGACAGAAGAAGGACUUCAGGGAGGAGCAGUGUGGAGCCUUCGACGGCAGGCACUUCAACAUCAAUGGUCUACCUCCAAACGUGCGCUGGGUCCCCAAGUACAGCGGAAUUCUAAUGAAGGAUCGGUGCAAGCUGUUCUGCAGGGUGGCCGGGAGCACAGCCUACUACCAGCUCAGGGACAGAGUGACGGACGGCACCCCCUGUGGACCAGAUACUAACGACAUCUGUGUCCAGGGCCUGUGCAGGCAAGCAGGAUGUGACCACGUGCUGAACUCCAAAGCAAGGAGAGAUAAGUGCGGAGUGUGUGGUGGUGACAACUCCUCGUGCAAGACCGUAGCGGGCACAUUCAACAUUGUUCACUAUGGAUAUAACGUUGUCGUGCGUAUUCCCAGUGGUGCUACAAAUAUUGACGUGCGACAGCAUAGCUACUCAGGGAAGCCAGAGGACGAUAACUACCUCGCCAUUUCCAACAGCCGGGGGGAGUACCUGCUCAAUGGGGAGUUUGUGGUCAGCAUGUUUAAAAGGGAAAUUAAAGUUGGGGAAGCUGUAUUAGAAUACAGUGGCUCUGACCACAUCAUUGAGAGGAUAAACUGCACUGACAGGAUAGACGAGGAGAUUGUGGUCCAGGUGCUUUCUGUGGGUAACCUGUAUAACCCAGAUGUCAGGUACAGCUACAACGUUCCUAUUGAGGACAAGCCACAGCAGUUCUUAUGGGAUGCCUAUGGCCCAUGGCAGGAGUGUAGCAGGCUAUGCCAAGGGGAGCGGAAGAGGAAGAUCCUGUGCAGCCGAGAGUCGGACCGCGUGGUGGUGUCUGAUCAGAGGUGCCACGGCUCGGCCCGCCCCUCCGUCAUCACCGAGCCCUGCAACAUGGACUGCGAAAUCAGGUGGCAUAUUGCACGGAAGAGUGAGUGCACAGCGCAGUGUGGACCCGGCUACAGGAACCUGGAGAUUUACUGCGCCAAGCACAGCCAGGUCGAUGGAAAGAUCCAGAAGGUGGAUGACCGUUACUGUAGCAACCAGCAUAAGCCUGAAGAUAAGGAGCCUUGCAAUGGAGACUGUAACCCUGGGGGCUGGGAGUAUACUCCAUGGUCAAAGUGCUCAAAGAGCUGCGGAGGGGGCAUGCGACGCCGGGGGGCAGUGUGCGGCAAAUCGGCAGACUCGGAACAGGACGACGCCCAGUGCAGCCAGCGCAACAAACUGAUCGUCCAGCCCUGCAACGACUUUCAGUGCCCUCUGUGGAAGAGUGGGGACUGGUCCGAUUGCCUGGUGACUUGUGGCAAAGGGUACAAGCAUCGGCAGACAUGGUGUCAGUUUGGGGAGGAUCGCCUGGAUGACAGGUUCUGCGAGUCGCCCAAGCUGGAGUCGGUCCAAGCCUGUCAGCAGCAGGAGUGCGCCUCGUGGCAGGUCGGACCCUGGGGACAGUGCACGACCACUUGCGGUCCAGGAUAUCAGAUGAGGGCGGUGAAAUGUGUGGUUGGAUCGUACGGAACGGUCAUGGACGACACAGACUGUAACGCAGCUACAAGACCCACCGACACUCAGGAUUGUGAACCCGCGCAGUGUGCCAUCGCCCAGCCCGUCAGUCCGGACACAAAAUCGCAGAUUUACUCUGGUCACGUGACCCAGUGGCGCUUUGGAUCCUGGACGCAGUGCAGUGCAACGUGUGGCAAAGGGAUGAGGAUGCGCUACGUGAGCUGCCGGGACAGCCAGGGGGGCGUGGCCGAAGAGUCGGCCUGUGCCCACCUCCCCAAACCGCCUGCGCGGGAGGUGUGCACGGUUGUGUCCUGCGGCCAGUGGAAGGUCCUGGAGUGGACGCUGUGCUCGGUGUCCUGUGGUCUGGGCAAAGCUACCCGACAGGUGGUGUGUGUGAACUUCAGUGACCAGGUGGUGGACGUGAGUGAGUGUGACCCUGACGACCGUCCAGCGAGCGAGCAGGAGUGUGCCAUGCCCCAGUGCCCCCAACGCUCCAGUGACCAUGGCAGCUUCCCCUCCAAUGGGGACCCACGGAAAAGGCUCCCGCCACAUGGAUCCUCUGCCCGCAGCAAUGGCCGCACGCAGUCACAUCUGUGGCGGACCGGGCCUUGGGGAGCGUGCUCGAGCACGUGUGCGGGAGGCUUCCAGAGGCGUGUUGUUGUCUGUCAGGACGAGAACGGCUACACCGCCAAUAACUGUGAAGAGAGGACCAGGCCCAUGGAGCAGCGCUCCUGUGAAUCCGGGCCCUGUCCACAGUGGGUCUACGGGAACUGGGGAGAGUGCACCAAGCCCUGUGGAGGGGGGGUAAAAACGCGGUUGGUCGUGUGUCAGAGACCCAACGGGGAACGCUUUAACGACCUGAGCUGUGAAAUCCUUGACAAACCUCCCGACAGAGAGCAGUGCAAUACUCAGUCUUGUCCGUCCAGCCCCCACUGGAACACCGACCCUUGGAGCUCGUGUUCAGCGUCCUGUGGGAAAGGAUUCAAGUACCGUAAUGUAACGUGUGUGACCCAGACCGGAACGUCCACCGAUGAGGAGAACUGCCAGCGCCUCUCCCGUCCCAGCAAGCAGAGGCGCUGCCGAGGGGGGCGCUGCCCCAAGUGGGAAACAGGACACUGGGGAGAGUGCUCCUCGUCGUGUGGAAGAGGGAGGCAGCAGCGGGCGGUUUUCUGUCAGAUUGGAGACCAGCGCAGCCCAGAAGAGUCAGAGUGCCCGAGAUCCGCCCGUCCGGAAUCCAGCCAGUUCUGCCAGGCCACAGAAUGCCCCGCGCGUUACAGGUGGAGGGAGGGUGACUGGCAUGAGUGCAGUAAAAGUUGUGGAUCAGGACUCAGACGCAGGACGGUUGUGUGUGUGGACCUGCGGGAGGAGGAGGUUCAUGAAAUGUAUUGUAUGACCCAGCUGAAAAAGCCAGCCGACACAGAGAGCUGUAACACUCAGCCCUGUGAGUUUGUGUGGAUCACUGGGGAAUGGUCAGAGUGCUCAGUCAGCUGUGGACAGGGCUACCAGAGGAGGCGAGUAUCCUGCAGUGAAGUGCAUUCUGGGAAGGAUCAUUAUGAGUAUGGGUACCAGUCCUCCUCCAGCUGUCCCGGGACCCCACCAGAGAGCACCAUGCUGUGCAACCUGGCCCCCUGUGCUGCUCCACCGGCCUGGAGAGUAGGAAUCUGGGGACCGUGUUCGGUCACCUGUGGCGAGGGCGUGAUGGAGAGGUCGGUGCGAUGCGUUUCCGCCGGCAGUGGGGACAGCGACCGGUGCCCAUCCGACAGGAAACCGGAGCAGCGCAAAGCUUGCAUCAGCCCUGCCUGCCAUUUGCCCACCAGCUGCAGUGACAUCCAGAGCCAGAAAGGCCUUUUGUCAGAUGGAGAGCAGUUACUCAUUGUACAAGGAAAGCAGCUUAAGAUCUACUGCGCCGGUAUGCGGACGGACCGUCCACGGGAGUACGUCACGCUGAGGACGGGCGACGCCGACAAUUUCUCAGAGGUCUUCGGCUUCAGGCUGAACAACCCCACCGAGUGUCCCUACAACGGCAGCCGGCGAGAGGACUGCCCCUGCAGGAAGGACUACUCCGCCUCCGGCCUCUCCACCUUCAGCAGGGUCCGGGUGGACCUCAGCGAGAUGCAGAUAAUCACAACUGACUGGGAGUUUGCUUUCACCCGUGAAGGCCAGCGAGUUCCAUUCGCCACUGCGGGAGACUGCUACAGCGCCGCCAGGUGUCCACAGGGUCGUUUUAGUAUCAACCUUUCUGGGACGGGUUUCCAGGUGGCUGAAGACACAAAAUGGAUUUCCCAAGGAAACUAUGCUGUUGCUGAUAUUCAUAAAUCAGAGGAUGGCAGCAGGGUGUCAGGAAUCUGUGGAGGCUACUGUGGAAAAUGUGCUCCAUCAUCUGGCUCUGGACUUAAAAUAAAAGUCAAGUAAUCAACAGACAGAUUCAGAUAUUUUCAGGUGCUCUACAUGUCCUGUGUGGCUUUCUCUGGUGCUUCAAAAUGAAGACUUCAUUUUGAAACGGCCUAUAUUCCCCACAAUAUGUAAAUAUGUAAAUUAGCAGGUUGUAAGUACUGUAUAUAGCAUUUUGUAAUUAAUAAUUUAUUAUACUCACAUUUAUUUUUGUAUUGUACCAUUAUUUAAGGGUUGUGCUUUAAAGUGAAUACUGCAUAUGCAUACAAUUCUUCGCCUUUCCAAUGUAAAACUAAUGGGGGCUUCCAGAAAACAUCACAGACCACAUAGACUUUUUCUAAAACCUAAAUCACAUGAUACAAUGUUGAGGAAGGGAGAUAUAAUUACUGCAUUGGCUGUUGGUUUUGUGUCAUAUUUUAUCCUGUUGUGUUCUGCACUGAGGUUAAAAAAGCAGCUCAGUGUUCUCCCUGGAACUGCGUUCUGCACUGAGGUUAGAGAAGCAACACAGUGUUCCUCCCUGGCUGUGCUGCGUUCUGCACUGAGGUUAGAAAAGCAGCACAGUGUUCCUCCCUGGAACUGCGUUCUGCACUGAGGUUAGAGAAGCAACACAGUGUUCCUCCCUGGCUGUGCUGCGUUCUGCACUGAGGUUAGAAAAGCAGCACAGUGUUCCUCCCUGGAACUGCGUUCUGCACUGAGGUUAGAGAAGCAACACAGUGUUCCUCCCUGGCUGUGCUGCGUUCUGCACUGAGGUUAGAGAAGCAACACAGUGUUCCUCCCUGGAACUGCGUUCUGCACUGAGGUGUUCCUCCCUGGCGCAGUGUUCAACCCUAGCUGCACAGGGGCUCUCCAGAGCAGAUGGCGAGGUGGCACUGCAGUUGGGAGAGCAGCGCGGCGUACUGAACCGCAGCGCGCCGAUCGUUCGGCGGUGUCGUGGGGCAGGACCGCGGGAGGCGACAGCUGUUCGCGGGCCGGCGUUGCCUGGCGAGACGCCGCCCUGAGAUGUGCCAGGGCCCCUUAGCGCACCGGCGCUUUCCGGUCACCGGUCACAGCGUCUCAGGGGCGGCGAGCAGAGGUAGAGCGAGAAAGCGAAGGGAGGGGGCGGAGGAGUGGAGGGGGGGACUCCUCUGCGUGCACAGCCUGGUUCUCAGCACGUGUAGAACCAGGCUGAGGAUCAGCGGUUUGUUGUGUCGAUCUUUGAAUGUGCAGCUCAUGCUUGUCUCGAGGAUAAUGGCACUCCUGUUUGCUUCCUACAAUUCAUUUUAAUAGAAUAGCAGUGCAUUGUGUGUGCAGAACAAGAAUGGAGAGAUAAUGGUUGUGGAGGAUGUGCUUAUUUUAUUUCUGUAGGCCUGUUGUUACCUGACACUGCAGACAAGGAGCUGGGCAGGAGAUUACCACUGUGCCAUUUGGACAAAUAUAAAUCAGUGUUACCGCAUUGUGGGGUUUGUUUUUGAUAAGAUGUGGGGUAAAGUGAGAUGAAGUGAACAGGCACAGUAUUUCACUCACCUAUUCAGUGCACAGCAGGUGACUCAUCACAUUAGUGAGUUCCAAUACUCUUUCCUGCAGUCUCUGCAGGUAUGUGUAUGGGUCAGGUGUGUGAGAGUGUUUGUGCUCUCAGAAGCAGAAUAGCAAGCUUGGCUCAAGUUUGUUUUCUAGGUUGUUUUGUUCUCUGAGAAGUCAGUAGCAGGUGAAAUGUAGGCCCCCGUUGCCUUUAAAAUCAAGGAAAUACUUCUAAAUAUAGCUCUGAAGUUUGCCCUCAAGUGUCUGGACUGCUGAUUCCUGCCUUAAAUUGGCUGUGUAAUAGUUUUACUAAAAUGUAUUUCUUUGUUUUAAAGUGCACUGAACUACCAUUUCAGUAUAAGGUUGUUUUUCACAGCUGAAUUUUAUGGAUCUCUUGCAGUGGAUCUUAAAUAAACUGACCCAGAUUCAAUGCACUUUAUCCUUAAAUGUAACUGAAACAAAUUUAAGGAAGAGUGAAUUUAUUUGUUUCACUGUAUUUUUCAUUAAUUUCUGUGAACACAAAACUAUUGUUCCAUAAACAAAUAAUGUGAGACCAAAGAAUUGCUUCAAUCCAUUUCUGGUAAAAUAAGUUGCAAUUUGGAAUGUUGCUAUGUUGCUAUCUUUUGUCUGUUUUGGAGAAGAUCUGAGUUUCUGAAGUUUAUGCUCUCACUACAUGUGAAAAUAGCAGGGUACUUUCUGUGUUUUUAUCGUUAUUUGUAGAUUAUAAUGUGCCUUAUUACGUUGAAUUAUGUUAUAAGGAAAAUAUACGAUUAUUACCUGUUCAAAUAUUCAAUAUUUAAAUAUUUAUACUUACCAUUUUGUGUAACUCUUAAAUAAAAAGAACAAAAUGAAGGCCAAAUAAUGUUAAACAGAACAGUUUCUAGUCUGUUUACAAUGUAAAUUCUUAUGAAGAAACCUUUUCAAAGAUACAUUUAUUUCAUUAGUUAUUCUCAUAUUUCUACUGUUUGAUCAUAUUGCAUAUUUUAGAAUAGUGACGUAUAUAGCAUAGUUUGAAAUAUUGCCCUCACCUGUGAAGGGAAUGACAUAUUUAUGUAUUUAAUAACUUAUUUAUCAUCUGAGUAAUUCACCUCAGUUAUACUUUAAUUGUAUUUUAUUAAAUUAGCUGAUGGUUGAUGUUAUGGGAGAGACUUCAUGUGAAAUGAACUCUGGGGAAACAUGAGCAAGAAAGAGCCAUUGAUACAUUUGAAGGGAUGACAUAGUCUCUUUUUAGACUGUGCAUUGUAAAUAUCAGAUAUAACAGCUGUAUAUUUUCAUGACUGUGUGACAUACUGUCUUUUUUUAAUUGAGCAUAUCGGAAUGUCGUGCUUUAAAGGGAAUAUUAUAUCUAACAAUGUAGCAUAAAUGAAGUUAUUUGAUUUCUUUUCUGUAUUUCUUUAACUGACUAUUCAGAAUUUAAUGCCAAAAUUGAAAAUGCCAAUUCAAAUCUAGUUUUCUCAGUUUUACACUCACUGAUUUCUUUGGACACUUCAAUGCAUUCGUUCAUGAUCUUCUGUAUCACUUUAAAAUAAGAUCUCAGGUGCAGUGGAUUAUUAGGGAAAUGUAUGUCUACAUAUUUAUGUAGAAAUAUUAUUGUCCUGUUAUAUUUUUAUAUAAUUGUCUUUAUUGUUUAUUCAUCCCUUCGACCUUGUGUAUUGAGGUACGUGUUGACAUUUAUUGUAUAGGACAUUUUUCUUUUUGUUCGUUUUAAUGUAUGUGAAAUAUGUAUUACAUUGAUUGUUUGUCCAAAGAUUUUUCUACUGAAUUUUGAUUAUGAUUUGUUAAAGUUUAUUUUCAGGGGUUGGUGACCAUGUUCUUGGCCAGCCACAUUCCUGCAUAUUUUCCAAAUGAAAGCCUCUGUACAGUAGGCCUAUAUUGUUUUCAUGGGUAAUUGUGCUACUGUAAUCUAAGAAAUGAUCUUGUGGUUUGAAGGGCAGUGUGACUAGAACAAGAACAGAACCAGAUAAUAUCUAACUCCCUCUGAUGCACAGUACCUUUUGUUUUGUAAUGUAAGGUACAUGCUGUUUGUAGGAGAGAAUGGAAUAAGUGUGCUCUCUGACUGCUCAAUGAGUCAUUGCCUUGUGAUGUACUCACCACUGCGUAAAAUAUUUUGUGUGCUUUUCAUUUUAUUCUAUGUUGAUUUUUUGUCAUUGCAUUAUAAAGGCUAUGAUAUUUCUGUAUCAAGCAACUUUUACGAAAUAAAUGUAUUUUGCACAAUAUCCUAA